AUGGUGGUCUCAGGAGCUAACAUCAGCCCUUCUACAAGCCAGGGGAACACCAAACACUUGCCUGUCAAUCGACCUCCACUCAGCUGGGUUCAGACAAGCUCAGGGACCACCCCAGGCUCAGCAGUGCCGACUGACAGUGACCCAUGUCUGCAGCCCGACCCAGCCCACCCACAGAGCCCGGCGUCCCAGAGCUGCUGGGGGGCACGGUGGUCGGGAAGUGAGCGGUUGGGCAGCCCUCCGCAGGGCUGCUGCCAGGUAUCAGCCUCGGAGGUUUCCCUGAAACAGAGCCAACGCCCGCAAAGACCUGGGCAGACCGCAUGGGCCAGGGGGUCAGGGGACCCGGUCCCUGAGAGGUGUCAGAAAAAUGCUCCCAGGAGGACGCCAGGCUGCCGAGGCCCGUGGCUGACACCAGGGGGCAGGGCGGGGCGGCGGGGACGGCAGCCGGAGGAGGGAGCCGCCCAGACCCGGCCCGGGGGCGAACCAAGAGCGGGCGUGGUGGGCGCCUGCGAGCUGCGGCUUGCGGUGUUGGGCCUUGGGGACAUCGCUCGGGGAGGGGAGAGCCCCGCGCCGCGGCCGGGAAGGGGGACACAGCCCACGCGUGCGGCGCCCGACGGCUUCUCCCAGCACGCCCGAGCCCCCGUGCAGGCGGCGGCCCGGCCCCUUUGUGCCUGGCGUGUCACGCGCGGGCGCUCCCGCCGCCGCGCCCGGGAGAGGCCCCCGGCACCCCGGGCCCCUUUCCAAGCACAACAGCGGCCCCGCCGCGGCCCCGCGCUGACCCACUUUCCCUCCCGCCUCCUCGGCCCGAGGCCGAGAAUCCAGCGGCCGCCGCCAAGCAGCCCAACAGAUCUGUGGCUGGGCAGCCGCUGUUGAGCUCCACUACAUUUCCUGCCUGCUUUAUAGUUAGGCUUGUCCACAGGACCAAGUUCUCAGCGACAGAGUAAGAGCAGGCCUGUGAUAGGAGGCUCUUCUGUGCCUGGGCCUCCAAGCUGCCUAGAAUCUGGCUGUGGCAGUGCCCUAGGGGAGGUGAGCAGCGGGAGAGAAGGGUCCUGGGGUUUUGGGGGACCAGGAGGAGCAGAGCUGCUGCCCAGCCCAGACCCAUAACCUGAGAAAGUAAGAGUGAGGGCUCAUUUUAUGUGUUAACUUAAAUAUCUGGCCACAUUGCUCAGAUAUUUGAUUAGACACUAUUCUAGAUGUUUUUAUAGAGGUAUUUAUUGAUUGAUUUAUUGAUUGAGACAGAGUCUCACUCUGUUGCCCCGGCUGGAGUGCAGUGGCACAAUCUUAGCUCACUGCAACCUCUGCCUCCCAGGUUCAAGCGAUUCUCGUGCCUCGGCCUC
Molecule: messenger RNA, 1334 nt
Organism: Piliocolobus tephrosceles (Ugandan red Colobus)
Lineage: Eukaryota; Metazoa; Chordata; Mammalia; Primates; Cercopithecidae
Product: translation initiation factor IF-2-like
Exons: 3
Coding region: 1-870 (289 amino acids)
Source: RefSeq, a predicted model, not a curated record